CCAGACAGGUCACGUGAUCCCCGCAAAUGCGGAAAUGGAAUGGCGACUAGCUCUGAGGAGAAAAAGCUGAGUUCAGCUGGACAGCCAGACAAACACAAACAUAACGUAUAUUUGUGUUACGUACGGAAAUUAAGGAUUUCCCGGAUGUUAGCUUCACUGCGUAGCCCCCACGUUGACCUUCUACAAUCUGGGUGAGACCCCGUUGUGGGUGAUGGCCAGGCUGUGAGACGGUGCCCCGCCUCGGUCUCGGCGACAUCAUGGCUGCCGCCGCCGCUGCUGCGAAAGGAAAGGGCUCUGCCAAGGGGGGAGGCGGCGUUCGCUUCUCCGAGGACCCCCCGGGGGGGGCCGGCGCCCCUUCGCACGUCCACUUCGAUGACAAGCUGCACGACUCCGUUAUCAUGGUCACCGCCGAGGACGACGGCAGCUUCCUGGUGAAGGUGGGCUUCCUGAAGGCUCAGCACCGCUACGAGAUUGCCUUCACCCUCCCCGAGGUCCCGGCUCUCGGGAAGGACGUUUUUCUGGCGCCGGCGCCGAGCCCCCACCUCCGGGUCGUGGACGUCUCGCCGGCUCCCGAAGGUCUGAAGGUCACGUGCGAGUACAUGGCUCAGCAGGAGGGGGUGCUGUGCGAGCAGGUGCAGCUGCUGAGUGAGGCCAACGACGACGUCUGCGUCACGGUCAAAGUUCACGCCAGAGUCAUGGACCGCCAUCACGGCACACCCAUGCUGCUGGAGGGCGUCCGCUGCAUCGGCAUGGAGCUGGAGUACGACUCCGAGCAAAGCGACUGGCAGGGCUUCGACUGAAUCUCCGAGGGGGAACCGGCGGACCCGAGACGACAACUGUGACCAGCAUCUCUUUCCCCCCGCCCCUUUGUACCCCCCCCCCCCCCGCCCCAACUCGCUCUUGCGUUUGCCACAUUUGGCCACACGGGGGCAGCAGCGCUCUUCAGAGGCGCUGGAUUUCCCUGGACUGGGAAGUGAAUCGGCAAAGGAAGUCUGGAACCACCUUUCAUUUUAUACCCCUCGUUUUCAUAAAAUUCGUGGCAAUUCCGUGGCCCCCCCGAUUUUCCUUGUGCAAAUCGAAGACGUUAGUGGACAUGAAUAUCAGAAAUAUUGGCAGUUAUCAAUCAAAACCUCAUCAUUGUGUCUAAGAAAAUAAACAUUGCACAUCACGAUCAUAUAAAGUCAAGUGUACCAGGUUUGGCUGGUUAAGGUCAGGUUUAGCGGCUCGUGCGCUUUUUACGAAGCAGUUUUUUGUCUUCAGUGUUAUGCAAAAAUUUAUUUGUGGGCCACCACCAUCUUAAAUUUGGAUGUCUACAAUUUGGAAUCAAUAACUUUUGGAAAAUAGGACUUCAGCAUAAGCGAUAUUUACCCGUACAUGUAAAACCAAGCUGUCAUUAGCGGGGUAAAAAAAAAAAAUUGCCAUUUUUUUUCAAUAAACGUCUUUAAAUCAAUAAAAAUAAUAUUAAAUAAAUAAAAAAUUAAAAAAUAAAUGUCUAUUGAACAAACUGUAUCAAAUGACCCAUGCUCACGAGGGGAAAAUGCUAACAUUUACGUCAGGGGUUUCAAACUUUCUAAUGGGCCACAUUGUAGUUCUGGUUUCCCUCAGCGGCCCGUUAUGACUGUGAAACAAAAAUAUUGAAUUGUCUCAUCAUAUUUACAUCAUGAAUUUAUGAACUAGUUUUGAAAUCAUAAAUCAUUGGGUUUUUUUUGCAACUAUUCAUAUUUGGUCACACAAAAAUGCUUGUAAUAUCUGAACGUAAUCAUUUAUGAUACAUGAAAAUUUGAAAUUUUGGCACCGAUUUUUACAAGAAUCGUGGAAAUUGACACUAGAUUUGGCUUCGCGGGCCACGUAAAAUCACGCGGUGGGCCGGAUCUUGCCCCCGGGCUUUGGGUUAGACACCUACGAUUUAAGUCAUUAAAUGUGCACCUGAAACACGCAUACUACUACUAAAAAAGCUCUAAUACUGCAACUACAGUUAAAUAUUUCAUAUUUUAGUAGUAUUUGUGAGUGUUUCAAUUUUUACGCGAAAAAUGAGGAAAAGUUGAGCUGUUGUAGAAAAAAAAAUUAAAAAUUGGAGCAAUUAAUGCAUAAUUUGGCAAAAUUUUGGCGGGCAAAGGAGCAAAUUCCAUAAAACUGCGCAAGAGGAUCUUCACCAAAUAUAUCAAAUAUGGUGGAAUUGUGGAAAUGUGUAUGUGUAAUGCCCAAAACACCAAUUUUAACCUUGUGAAUGUAUCCCGAUUCCUCAUGUAAACAUUUUACUACAAUUUUAAGACCAUGUUGAUUUUUUUUUUUUUUUAAUAUUCAGCAAGACAGAAGAACUUAACUUCAUUGUUGUUUUUUUUUUACUUUUUUUUUUUUGUUUGUUUUCCUGUGUUGCGACUCUUCUGGAAAGUAAUCGCGAUCAGGUUCGGUGGGUCGGCGGCACUUACGUGACUCAACUGUUUUGUACACAAACAACAAAAUGUCGGUUUCCCGAUCCUCGAAGUGCCUUCCUCUCCCCCCCCCCCCGACCUGUUGUAAUUUGUACGUCGUCUCCAAUAAAAAUAAAAAC
Messenger RNA from Syngnathoides biaculeatus (alligator pipefish), 2551 nucleotides. It is a transcript of the gene adisspb, whose product is annotated as adipose secreted signaling protein. NCBI's taxonomy places the organism in Eukaryota, Metazoa, Chordata, Actinopteri, Syngnathiformes, Syngnathidae. The record is from RefSeq and is a predicted model, not a curated record. The transcript is spliced from 6 exons. Bases 258 to 800 code for a protein of 180 amino acids.